This is a messenger RNA of Cylicostephanus goldi, 2901 nucleotides long. The record is from the annotation of a GenBank genome assembly. NCBI's taxonomy places the organism in Eukaryota, Metazoa, Nematoda, Chromadorea, Rhabditida, Strongylidae.
AUGGAGCUCCUGCACUUGCUGACGAACAUUGUGCGCAAGGAAACAUCACUGUCGGAAAUGGAUUUUUAUUCGAGACCUUCUGAACAUCCCACUUUACGCCAGAGUUCAUAUGUGGCCAACAAGCAGUACAACAAGCAGUCCUAUCGUUCGAAGUUAACUAUCACGAAGAAUUCGCAAACAUGUGCCUUUUGCGGUUCGAACAACCAUUCCGCUUUGAACUGCUCCGUCUUCACAACGCCAAGACAACGAUCUGAAGAAGCGCGGAAACGACGGCUCUGUUAUAACUGUCUCUCGCCUCGACACAAUACAAGAGACUGUAAGUCGAGAUUUCGCUGCAAGAUGUGUUCUAGGAAACAUCAUACUUCACUCUGCACAGCUCCAAAGCCGAAAAUACCAUCUCCAACAAAGAGCUCUUCGCUUCAGGACUCCAAGCAGCAGGAAAAACAGGAAUGCCCUUAUCAAAAAUUCAAUCCUCGACUAGAUGUUUACCGUGGCCGACAAGAACCUCCUCAGAGCUUCCAGUCUUCAUCGAGACUUCGCAACCACGCCGUACACUUCGAUGUUGCACAUUGCGUGAGCGAUGAGCAACUAUCCUCUUCAGAAGCUGAAUCAAAGCCGCUACCGACUCCCUCUAAAGACGCUCCAAAUGACAUCACUUUCAUGUCAAACGAGACGUCAGAUCAGCCAGUUCCACUAAUGUGUGCUGAAGUCAAACUUUUCAAUCCGAAUGACCCCUCACACUACACUACCGUAUCAGCCUUUCUUGACUGCGGCUCCACUGUAUCCUACAUAACGAAUGAACUUGCAGAGCACCUCGACCUACCCACCGUUGCAACAGAGAUACUAAGUGUUUCGACAUUCGGCGGCCCGGAACCCCUAAUGAUGGAGUGUGCAGUCUACAAAGUGGGAAUCGAAACCGAAAACGGUGCCAAAUGCCUGACGGUAAAGUCUGCUCCAUUUUUGGCUGAUGACAUAACGCAAAUCAUUCCUGGCGGCAACCUAUCUGUGACCUCUUGUAAACCAUCUAUAUUGAUUGGAAAUGACUACUUCUGGGACAUUGUGCUGUCGCAUAAUUUCUACUACAAGAACUUAUCCGAAGGACAUCGCCUUCUUCACACUACAAUUGGCGAUAUCAUCCUGAAAAAAGCACUUGAUACGAGAUGCAAUGACUACAGCUUUGCUUCAGUGGAAAGUGGUGACUCUGCCAAUCCAGCAAACCACAAUGACCUUUGUGAGUUGGUAAGCCGCUUCUGGAAGCUGGAGACAAUAGGCAUCGUGGAUAAUCCGAAUCAAAAAGAAGACGCAGAAUGCCUCGAAUAUUUCAACAAUACCAUCUACUACGAUUAUGAUGAAAAAAGAUACAUCGUCUCGCUACCCUUCAAGGAGGAUCCAACAAAAGUACCUGAUAACUAUUCUCUAGCGUAUUCUCGUCUCCGUAGCCAGCUGAAACAGUUACAACAAAACCCAUUAUAUCUAAAGAGAUAUCACGCGGUGAUUCAAGACCAGCUGCAAAGGAAUAUCAUCGAAUGUGUACCAUUGGAGGAAAUCCACAAACCAUGCCACUAUCUAUCUCACCACGGAGUUAUAAAGAAGGACGACAAAGACUUGAAAAUACGCUGUGUGUAUGAUGGUUCUGCAAAGAUGAAAAGCAGUAUGAGCCUCAAUGAAGCACUACACAGAGGACCUGUUCUCCUUCCAGACCUCGUUGGAAUCCUAAUCCGCAGCAGGUUGUGCAAGAUUCUUGUUUCCAGCGAUAUAGAAAAGGCAUUCCUUAUGGUUGGUCUUAACCAUAAUUGUCGAGACUACACCAGAUUUCUAUGGGUGGACGAUCCUACAGGACCACUCUGCACUCAAAAUCUGAUUACGUACCGCUUCACUCGCGUACCUUUUGGAUUAGUAAGCUCUCCAUUUUUGCUAGCCGGUACCAUUCAUUUCCAUCUCUCUUCCAUGGCAACCGAAUUAUCACGUCAUCUCAUCAGAAACACCUACGUCGAUAAUGUAUUCUAUGCCGCCAAAAAUGUCGAAGAUGGAAAGUCCUUUUACAACAAAGCAAAGGAACUCUUCAAGAAGGCUGGUAUGAAUUUAAGAGCUUUUGCUAGCAACUCAGAGAAACUGAAUCAGUACAUCUCGAUGAGAGAAAUAGAAGCCAUGCACAAUGUGCAGAAAGUUCUAGGCUUAAAAUGGGAUAUCACUACUGACGAUCUCAUUAUACCACUUCCGGAAAGACCCUCCAACAAAGAGCUUUGGACUAAAAGAAAAGUUCUGAAACAUAUUGCCAGUAUCUACGAUCCCCUCGGCUUGUUAUCUCCCGCAACUCUACCUGGCAAAGCCUUUCUACAAUCUCUAUGGAAAGACAAACUACUAUGGGACGAAACACUACCUGCAGCAAAGGAAGAGCGUUGGGAAGAAAUUCUUUCAUCAUGGACAGUCCCGGGAAUAUCAACGCCCAGACUUAUAGUAGAAUGUGAAGAAAGGAUUUGUUAUGAGUAUGAUCUCCACGUUUUCGCCGAUGCCUCAUCCGUUGCCUAUUGUGUCACAGCUUAUCUUGUGCAGAGAAAAGAGAACACACCAAUCAGAUCCUCUCUGAUAAUGUCGAAGAGCCGCUUAGCACCACUCGGUCACUCUAUGACUAUUCCCCGUCUGGAAAUCGCAGCCCUAAUGAUGGGAUCUAAACUACUCACUUACGUUGCGAAAGAACUUGAUACAAAAAUCUCGAGAAAGUUCUUAUGGACGGACAGCCUUGUAGCGCUGUAUUGGACCAAGAACAACAAAAAUCUACCGAUUUUCGUCAGGAAUCGAGUCAACAUAAUAUUAGAGAACACAUCCGAUGCACACAUACUACAUGUGCCCAGUGAAUUGAACCCGGCAGACUUGGGAACCAGAGGAUGCCUACUUGAGGAG